Brienomyrus brachyistius is the source of this 1186-nucleotide messenger RNA. It is a transcript of the gene ahsga, whose product is annotated as alpha-2-HS-glycoprotein 2. Lineage: Eukaryota; Metazoa; Chordata; Actinopteri; Osteoglossiformes; Mormyridae. The coding region runs from base 51 to 1031 and encodes 326 amino acids. The transcript is spliced from 7 exons. Gene Ontology annotation, molecular function: cysteine-type endopeptidase inhibitor activity. The record is from RefSeq and is a predicted model, not a curated record. Gene Ontology annotation, cellular component: blood microparticle; extracellular region; extracellular matrix. Gene Ontology annotation, biological process: negative regulation of endopeptidase activity.
GAGGACGUUCGUCUAACUGUGCUUUGCUGUUCCUCUGGAAAGCCUCUGCCAUGAGACUGUUGGUUGCCAUAGCGAUUUCAGGGCUCCUGGCCAGCGCGAAGGUGCCGGACCACCCCAACGUCCACUACCCACCCUGUGACUCCCCGGAGGCAGAGGAGGCAGCCAUCUUAGCCCAGGACUACAUCAACGCCCACCACACCCAGGGCUACAAGUACGCCCUCAACCAGAUUGACGAAUUCAAAAUCAUAGAUAAGCCUGAUGGCCAGAAAACCUAUCUGAUGGAGCUGGAUCUGCUUGAUACCAAGUGCCACGUCCUGGACCCAACGCCCGUGGCCAACUGUACCGUCAGGCCAGAACAUGAAACGAACAUCGAAGCAGACUGUGACACGGUUUUGAACUGGGACAAAGGAGUGCUAACAGUACAAGCCUUCAAGUGCAAGUCCAAGAUAGAUUCCCGUGAAUUACCAUGUGUGGGUUGCAUUGAGCUUUUGCCUCUUAAUGACACUUCUGGUCUGGAGCUUGUCAAGGCUUCAGUGGCUGCUGUCAACGAUAAAUCAUCACUGCCUCCUGAAAGGACCUACUUUGACCUGCUGGAAGUUGGAAGGUUGUCCUCACAGAUUGUAGGAGGCGGGGCAAAGAUUUCAGCUGAGUUUGUUAUUGUUGAGACCAACUGCACCAUCAGCGAUCAUGACGACAGCUGUGCCCACGGUGAUCACGCGAAUGCUAGCAAAAUAUUCUGCACAUCUGUGCAGUUACCCAAUGAAGCUGCCGCCAUCCAGUGCGAACACAUCAAGAUUAGAGAUGGGCCCAGCCCUCCACCCCACCAUCACCACCACCAUCAGCAGCCCCACCUCAAGCACCACAAGAUGAUAGCCCUGCACGACCCCCAUAACACCAGCCUGUUGUCAGAGUCCGGGGAGUCAGCUGAGGUGCCAAAAGUGAGGCGUGAGACCGUAGCCUUAAAGGAACUGUUCCCUGCUGCCACCCGAGCUCCGGUGCCGAUCUGCCCGGGGAAAGUUCGCUUUUUCUGAGACACUUCCUCUAUGGACAGUUUUCUCCCACUUUCCAUAGUCUAUGACCCUGGUGAUUGCGCUGAAGCACAAUUCGUAAACAAAUAUAGUAGCUACCUGAGAGACAAGAUGCAUCACGAUUCAUUAAUGAUGCUAAUAAACAUAAGAUCAGUGUU